AUGAAGCAAUAUUCUAUUCAAGAACGGGUGGAUAUGAUUCUCAUCAUAGGUGAAUGUAACGAAAACUGUUUUUUAACGGCAAGAGCUUAUGCCCAAAAGUACCCAAAUAGGGAUCGACCAGAUAAGAGAACUCUAGAACGAAUUUUAGAUCGGUUUCGUACAACAGGUAGUGUUGCAUAUUCAAAACAAACUCCGAAUAAACCUGUCAUUGACCAUGAAGAAAACGAAUUUAAUGUAUUAGCUUCAAUAGCAGAGGAUGCUAACACUAGCGGUAGAAAAAUUUCAAAUCAAAUAGACAUACCCAGAACCAGUGAUCACGACAAUGAUCCUAAUAUAAAAACUCAUUUGUCUCAAAAACAUGAAGCUUUUAGUAUUGCUUAUUAUUUUAAAUCUUCUUAUAAUUCCUUAUCAUACUAUAAAUCAUUUACCGGUCACGAUUGUCAAGUGUGGUUUGUAAGAGAACUUGAACAGAUAGCCAAGAGAAUAACUAGAGAAAAUUUAUUUCAAAAAUUUAAAAAGUUGAAUCCAUUAACUGAUAAGGAAAGACAUGAUUUUACUUGUAGUUUUGUUUGUCAUAUUUGCACUAAACCUAUAGUUGAUCCAUUGGAUAAAGUUAGAGAUCAUUGUCAUAUUACAGGGAAAUUUCGAGGGGCUGCUCAUAGAUCUUGUAAUAAUCAAAAUUCUCAUACAAUUCCUAUCGUAUUUCAUAAUCUCUCUGGUUAUAACGCGCAUUUUUUAAUUAAAAGCCUUAAUACUCACAUUAAAGGGAAUAUAUCACUGCUUCCUUUAAACAAAGAGAGAUUUAUGUCUGAUUCAUUAGAUAAACUUUCCUAUAAUCUAGAUGAUGAUCAAAAACACAUAACGAGACAGUACUUUGACAAUGAGUUUAAAUUUAAUCUAGUUAAAAGAAAAGGCGUUUUCCCAUAUGAAUACCUAGAUAAUUGGGAAAAGUUGCAAGAUACUUGCUUGCCACCUAUUGAUAGUUUCUUUAGUACAAUUAAUAAUGAGGGAAUAACUCAUGAGGAGUAUAAACAAGCAUGUACUGUUUGGAACACAUUUGAGAUAAAAACAUUGAAAGAGUACGCCGAAUUAUAUUUAAAAAGUGAUGUAUUACUUUUAAGUGAUAUUUUUGAAAACUUUAGACUGAUGUGUUUAAAAACAUACGGGUUAGAUAGUUUGCAUUAUUUUACUUUACCAGGGUUAGCGUUUGAUGCCAUGUUAAAAGUAACAAAUGUAGAAUUAGAACUUUUAACAGAUAUUGAAAUGAUUUUGUUCUUUGAAAAGGCAAAACGAGGAGUGUCACAAUGUAGUAAUAGAUAUGCAGAAGCCAACAAUAAAUACAUGGUGGAUACAUAUAAUCCUAAUAUGGAUUUAAAUGAAUAUUUAAUAAUAAAUGUUGAAGCCCCAGAACCAGAGUGUUUUAAGUGGAACCACACCAAUACUCUCCACUUAAUUAACCUGUAUAAGAAGUACCGAAAACUGGUAGGGACUUCCCAAGUAAAAAGUUUUAAAAAGCUUUUUGAAGUUAUUGUCAGUGAAUUGAGAAAGGUAACUGAAAUAAAUAUUAUAACAGCAGCACAUUGCGAGAAUAAGUGGAGAGUAUUGGAAAGAAGCUAUAAGAAGUAUGUGGACCACAAUAACCAGACAGGACGAGGAAGGAGGGAUUUCGAAUAUGCCAAUGCCCUAGAGGAAAUCUUGGGCAAAAAGAAAAAUAUUGUUCCGGAAAUUCUCCUUAAUACAGAGACUAUAGAUUACCAUCAAGUCGAACCAAAACCAUCUUGUUCUAGAACUGCAGAGACUUCACAGAGUGAAAUGAGUAGUAGCCAAGUCAAACAAACCAAUAAAAAUAAAACCCUUAGGGCAAGUAUAUUAAAAGAAACAAGAAAAGAUAGGCAGGAGUACUAUAAAAAAAAAUUAAACAUAGAAGAAAGGAUGUUGGAAGCAAAAAUAGAAAAAUGGAAGGAGAUAGUUAAGGCAAAAAAUGAAAAAAACCAAAUUUUGCGGGAGAAGAACGAGCUUCUUAAAAUUUUAAUAGAUCAAAAUAAAAGUAGUAAUAAAGGUGUUGGUGAAGAAGAGCAUCAAACUGAAGAACAGGACAAGACAUAUGAAAAUAUUGAGGAAGUUGAUGCAGAGUCAGUUGUAAAUAUACCCCAGCCAAGUACAUCAGGUGUCUGUAUAGAACCAGCUAAAUUUCAGAAGAUGAAUAUCAAUCAAGAUCGACGUAGGAAAACACGGGCAGCUGAAAUAUUAGGAUUGGCUUUGAAACUUGAUGAAAACAUUCCUUAUGGCUGCACAAGUGAGUCUACUACUAGCGUUAUUAUUUCUGAAGGUUUAGAGCCCACAAGAUCACAAUCUAAAAAUCUGAGCCAAGACGAACACUGUGUAAACUUAAUUCAUGAAACUACGACAUUGAUCCACAGUGUACUGUUACCAGAUGGAAGUUCCUACAUUCCGGAGACAAAUGAAAAUAUUACUCCUCCUAUUAGUACAAGCCAACAAGUUGGUAGUCUUGCCUUGUCUGACAAUCAAGAAAGUAAUCGUUCCUAUCAAAAUGUGUUUUCCUCCAACAAUUUAGAAGACUCCCACUUCCAACAGUUAAACGAGGAACUUCAUACUGAAAAUGUAAUUACAGAGAGAGCAUCGACUCCAAGUACAUCUUCAGCUCACGAUUUUUCACCCAGUGAAAGUUCCUAUAACCCAGAGUCUGAUUCAUCGGAGACUGAGAGCGAAGAUAGGGUGUCUGAAGAAAAUAGUGUGCCGGAUUCUGAGCUGGUGCCAAGACAGGUUUAUUUCGGAGAAAUCAAUGAAGAACGAAAAAGAAAAAUUAAACCAGAUACUGCUACGAGUUCAACAGAAUUGGAAACUACAGAGCACUCCCCGCAACAUAAGGGCGAUUCCGGUGAUAUUUGGGCAUUUUUCGAUUCUAAAAUGGAAAAAGUAGAAAAUAGCACUUCUAAAACUAGUUCAGCUUUUGUUACUAUCAAGCAGUAUCUACAGCUGCCAUACUUAAAAAGAUUGGAUAAUCCACUGGAGUUUUGGAAAAAACAUAAAAUCAUAUUUCCAGAACUGUACGAGCUAGCUUUAAAAUAUCUUUGUAUACCAGCUACUUCAGUUCCAUCGGAAAGGGUAUUUUGA
Diabrotica balteata is the source of this 3135-nucleotide messenger RNA. NCBI's taxonomy places the organism in Eukaryota, Metazoa, Arthropoda, Insecta, Coleoptera, Chrysomelidae. The record is from the annotation of a GenBank genome assembly.